UUGAUAAUGGUGCACAUGGUAUUGACAACAACUGAUUUAAAAGCUAAAUCCACUUAAAAUCUAAAUUAGGAUAUGCAAUAAUUCUUUUCAUCAAUUUAUUCUGUAGAUUACGUCAUCACAAGGAAUUCAUCCACUAUGUCAACCCUAAAAGUGGAGGCAGACAAGGGUGACAGGAUCUUCCGAAUGUUCUAGUACCUGCUGAACCCUCGUCAAGUCUACAACCUGGCCAAGAACGGCCCCAUGCCUGGCCUUGGCCCGUGGUGGAGAUGGUACCAUUGGAUGGAUUCUUGAUGUAAUUGAUAAAUCCAACUAUGAACAUGUACUUCCUCUCAGCACAGAAAAUGACCUUGCAAGGGGCAUGCUCUGGGGUGGAGACUACGAUGGAGAACAUCUGCAGAUUCUCACGGACAUUGAGAACAGCACUGCAGUUAUGUUGGACAGGUGGAAGAUUGACAUCACUCCCCUAGAUAAAGACGAAGGAGGAGAUCCAGUCCUGUAACAGCAUUGUGAACAAUUACCUCUCUAUUGGUGUGGAUGCAUCCAUCACUCAUCGAUUCCACAUUAUGAGAGAGAAACGAGAAAAGUUGAACAGCAGGAUGAAGAAUAAGCUUUGGUACUUUGAGUUUGGCACCUCGGAAACCUUCUCAGCAACUUGCAAGAAGCUGCAUGAUUAUCUUGAGGUGGAGCGUGAUGGUAUCACCCUGAACCUCAGCAACAUCUCAUUGGAGGGCGUCGCCAUCUUGAAUAUUCCCAGCAUGCACAGCGGUUCCAACCUAUGGGGAGAGAGCAAGAAACGGAGGGGUCACCGUAGAACAGGGAAGAAGUUUCCAGAAAAGAAGACCACAAUUGUUGACCCCAAACAUCUAAUUUUUGCUAUCCUAGACGCCUCUGACCAGCUGCUGGAGGUGGUGGGGCAGAUCUACACGGGUCUGAAGAGCUCUGGCAGACGUCUGGCCCAUGUUCCUCCAUCAUUAUCAGCGGAGGACAGUGACAGCCAAUGGGAAGCGGGGCGCCGGCUGUUUCUGAAGGGAGGCCCCUGAAGCAGCGAGCGC
Pimephales promelas (fathead minnow) is the source of this 1052-nucleotide messenger RNA. The record is from RefSeq and is a predicted model, not a curated record. NCBI's taxonomy places the organism in Eukaryota, Metazoa, Chordata, Actinopteri, Cypriniformes, Leuciscidae.